AUGGCGGCAAGGUAUUGGUGUCACAUGUGUUCACAAAUGGUGAACCCAAUCAUCGACGCCGAGAUCAAAUGCCCCUCUUGCCAAAGCGGGUUCGUCGAGGAAAUGAGCGGCGACAUGAACAGCGGCGGAAGCAGCAGCUUAAGGGAGAGUCAAGAGCCAGAGAUCGAUUUCGGGACAGACCGUGCAUUGUCUCUCUGGGGUCCGAUCUUGCUCGGAAUGAUGAACAACCCUCGUAGACGCAGGAGGUUUAGGAGGACAGAGCUUGGCGUAGUAGAUGACGAUGGGCUCAAUGGUGUUCUUGGUGCUGCUGAUGUCGAUGGAAAUGAUAAUCUUCGACAUCAUCACCAUCAUGGUCUUCGUCGUCAUCACCACAGGCAACAGGACAGAGAGAUUGAUUUAGACAGAGAGUUUGAGUCUAUCCUAAGGAGAAGACGGAGAAGCUCGGCUGCUAUAUUGCAGUUGCUUCAAGGGAUUCGUGCAGGGAUUGCUUCCGAGUACGAGAGCUCGGAACAAGACCCGUUUAAUCAAUCAGCUCUUGCUCAACGAUCAACGGGUUUGAGUCGAAACCAUAACAGUAAUGCUUCUCUUUCUGCUAUUGGAGAUUACUUCGUUGGUCCAGGUUUAGACCACUUGCUUGAGCAUCUAGCGGAUAACGAUUCGACGAGGCACGGGACUUUACCAGCGAGAAAGGAAGCUGUGGAGAAUCUGCCGACGGUUAAGAUAAGCGAGCCGUUGCAGUGUUCUGUUUGUUUGGAUGAUUUUGAGAAAGGGAGUGAAGCUAAAGAGAUGCCGUGUAAGCACAAGUUUCACGUCCGGUGUAUAGUGCCGUGGCUUGAGCUUCACAGUUCUUGUCCCGUGUGCCGGUAUGAGCUCCCUCCUGAUGAGGAUGAUGAUGAGACGAAGGUUGAUCGUGUGAGACCGAGAACAAGAACUAUGGAGAUCAACGUGAGUAGUAAUGUGGGAGAAGAUGAUGCGAGAAAUGGUAAUGGGAGCGAGGGAGGAAGAUUCUCUUUUCUGUGGCCGUUCAGUGGAUUGUUCUCUUCCUCCUCCUCGUCGUCAUCCGCAUCGGCCUCAAGGUCGUCGCAGUCCAAUGAGAACUCAAAUUCAGGAUAA
Messenger RNA from Microthlaspi erraticum, 1113 nucleotides. NCBI's taxonomy places the organism in Eukaryota, Viridiplantae, Streptophyta, Magnoliopsida, Brassicales, Brassicaceae. The record is from the annotation of a GenBank genome assembly.